GUUGGCGUUGUGCGCGAUCGAGCGGCUGCCGCCUCCACCUUUCCUGGCUCCGGCCUCUGUCUGCCCCCCGCCUCGCUCGCCGCCACCACGCCCACGCUCCUUCGGGAGGUUCCUCCAACUGGCGACUGGUGAGUUCCCGCCGCCGCAGCUGCCGAGAAAAGUGGAGGGCGAGGGGAUCGACGGAGUAGGAAGGAGUCCGGACCAAGGGAGCCGCGGCGCAAGUCUCGCUGUCGACGUACGUGGUUCCGCUACGCCGUACAACCCCCCAACCCGCUGCUCUCUGCCCGCGGCGGCGCAUCGGGUGGGCUCCGGCGGUGCCCAGGCCGUCCAACGACCGAGCGUCCUAGCCCUCUCGUCCGACGAGCUCAGUGGGCGCCCGAUCGACCCCCUUCGACCAAGUGAGCGACCAAAGUCUUAAAAGCCAAUUCUUUCCAAGAAAAAGAAGAGCUGACAGAUGCGGUAUGGAAGAACUUUUUCAAAGGCAAGCUUGCCUUCAUGCAUUGAAGCAAACAGGAUAAAGCUAUGGCCCUCCUCACAGCCGCAGCUGGAGGAACCCUCCUUAUCAUAAAGCUCGACAAUUUAACUCCCAGACAUGAUGAGGAGCGAAGUAAUAGAAGCUGGAAGGCUAGUGAACCUGUGGAAUGAAUGGGGGAUACAAAUCCUGGUCCUUGUAAGCUUCUCGUUGCAAGUAUUCCUCCUUGUCUUUGGAGGGAUCCGCAGACGUAGCUCCUCCAGCAUUCUGAUGUUCUUCCUCUGGUCGGCAUAUCUGUUGGCCGACUCCACGGCGAUAUACACCCUGGGCCAUCUAUCAGUGGACAGCAGGUCAGAUGAGCACGAGCUGGUAGCAUUCUGGGCACCGUUCCUCCUGCUGCACCUCGGUGGCCCGGACAACAUCACAGCAUAUGCGCUCGAAGAUAACACGCUCUGGCUGCGCCACCUACAAACUCUUGCUGUGCAGGUCCUAGGAGCCGCUUAUGUAAUAUACGAGUACAUCGUCCGCAGCGGGACCUUGCUUCUGAUGGCAUCUAUCUCCAUGUUUGUUGCUGGUCUUCUCAAAUAUGGUGAGAGGAUAUGGGCGCUCAAGUGUGGCAACAUUAGCAGCAUCCGCAAUAGCAUCAGCGCCCGAAAGUUCAAGACUAACCCUUAUCAGCUAUUAACUUUGGGUACCAGUGAAGAGGAAUUACUGCUUGGAGCCCACUCCCAAUUCGAUAUCUGCAAAGGUGUCUUCGCUGAUAUCAUAAUGGCACCCAGUCACUUGGCCCGUUCACAAUCUAAUUCUUCUAAACAAAGUUCUGUAAUAUCUUAUUUGGGAGAGGAUCUAUACAAAUUGGUCGAGAUGGAGCUGACUCUGAUGUAUGACUUCCUCUACACCAAGGCGGCGGUAAUCCACACAUGGUAUGGCUUCUGCAUCCAUUUCAUUUCGCUGCUUGGCACAGCCACCACGUUUAUGUUGUUUCAGCUCAGUAUAAACAGUAGAGGAAAUGGGUACAGCAGAGUGGAUGUGAUUAUCAGUUAUGUUUUAUUGGUUGGGGCUUUGGUCCUGGAAAUCAUAUCCGUGUGCAGGGCUCUACUAUCCACCUGGACAUGUUCUUUAUUGCACCGCAGGGGCAGGGGAUGGGAGUGGCCUCUCCAUGUUAUCACUUCCCUUGGUCAGCGUGUCCACCCGGCAAGUAGGAGACUCUGGUCAGGCUCCAUUGGUCAGUACAAUUUGUUCCACUUGUGCACCCGCAACACGAAUGAAAUAGGGAGCAGACUAGCAAUGAAAUUAGGGCUCCAGGACUGGUGGAACAAGAUGCACUUCUCGGGCACUUUCUCACACAGUGAAAUUUUGUCAAUACGAGAUAUCAAGAAAUUGGUUUUGCAAGCAUUGCAAGACAAGGAACGAGCACUGCAAUACAAAAGUACUGAUUCGAACUCACGGGGCAGCUUUAUACUUAAAAGUAUGGAAGCCUAUGACGACUUUGCUCGCUGGAGUGUCAACAUCGACUUUGACGAGAGCAUCCUUGUUUGGCACAUUGCAACCGAGGUGUACAUCCGGAAAUCCAAGGCCAAACAUGCAAAAGAGCUCAUUGAGGCUACCGAGAUACUGUCCGAUUACAUGAUGUUCCUGUUGGUGGUAAAACCCAACAUGCUGCCUGGCGCUGCACGGCACAACAUACAUCUCACCUCCUGUGAACAACUAGAAGGACAAUGCCGUGCGUUCUUUGGUGAUAAGGACAACCCAGUGGCGCCAUCUCCCAUAAGCUGGAACCCGUACUGUAUGUUUAAAGAAUUGUUCCACCGUGAUGGCCCUAAUUGCUCCAGGAUCCCACGGAGGGAGAAGCUUGCAGAGAUGGCGUGGAGUUUCUCCCAAUUUGCACUGGUAUGGGCUGAGUGUGGGGCCUCAAGUUCAUUCAUAUUUUGUUUGAAAUCUAUUUCUCCAUUCUUGGAAAAAAUGACCCAAGCUCUGCCUCACUGUUUGCAAUUUCAAUUUGCAGGGAUCAGUAAGGGCACCAAAUCCACAUGGGGAUUCCAUCCGCGACAGUGCUAAUAUGUACGCAAUCUUGCUCGCCAACGAGCUUCUGAGCAUAGAGUUGCGCUGGCAAGGGCAGCGUGAUCCUUUGGAACUGAUCUUGGGGGUGUGGGUGGAGAUGCUGUUGUAUGCCGCGAACCAUUGCAGCCAAGAGUCCCAUGCCAGGCAGCUCAGCAACGGGUGUGAGUUCAUUACCAUCGUGUCGUUACUAGCACACCACUUCAAGUAUUACUCAGGAGUCUCCAGAGGCACCGAAGACGGUGGUGGAAAUAGCCCCACAGGCGGUUUAGAUAAAUUUGCAUCAUUUACACCUGAAACGGCCCCUCGUUCUUCAGGGAAAACUGAGAAUUGACUACUUCAGUGAAACCAUCAUAGUUAUCUGUAAAUAAAUAUAUUGAGUACUGGAAUUCAUUCAUAUAACAGUACCACAUGCUGCAAGAUCAACUUCCUCCCUGCAUUCAAGUGUCUAUUACAAGGAUCGUGGUUGGCAUUCAUUCAUAACCGCAAAGGGCGCAGGCUGGUGGAGCAAUGCAAGUGUACGUGGUGCAGCAUGUCAGGAUCAUGAGCGGCCAUGGAUCGAUCCUCCUUUUUGUGGGCGUUGGUGGCCGGCAUAGUGGUGAGGCAAGCCGCUAAUGUGAAAUCGGCAAUUCUUAUAUAUUUUUUUACAUAGCUGUUGUGUAACCAUAAGAAAUUACACAGUAUCCGAAUACUGUUUCCUGCUCAUGCUGUUGUCUUUCUGACAUGUAUGCGAUCACUGUUCAUUCCGUUGCUGUGAGAACUGAGAACAAGGAAAGUUGCUAUCUUUUUUCCAGCAUUA
This is a messenger RNA of Panicum virgatum (switchgrass), 3329 nucleotides long. RefSeq lists its product as uncharacterized. The record is from RefSeq and is a predicted model, not a curated record. The transcript is spliced from 5 exons. Lineage: Eukaryota; Viridiplantae; Streptophyta; Magnoliopsida; Poales; Poaceae. Bases 593 to 2530 code for a protein of 645 amino acids.